AGUAAACAAACCACAAAGCCUCCCAACAAUGCAAGUCAAAGUCGCAAAGACCACCCUCGUGUCCCCCUCCACACCACCCUUCCACCAAGACCAUGUCCUCUCUCUCUCCCACCUCGACACCGACCCCAACCUCCGACUCACCUUUCGUUACCUCCGCGCCUACCUUAACACCCCCGCCACUCACCCUAACCCACCCUCCGACCCCUCUCACGUCAUAUCCAACGCGCUCUCCUCCGCUCUCGUCCACUACUACCCUCUCGCCGCCACCCUCCGCCGCCGACCAGGCGACCACCGCCUUGAGGUGUUUUGCACUGCUGGCCAAGCCGUCCCUCUUGUUCAUUCCACUGUCGACUGUACGCUUGACUCGGUGAACUACCUCGACGACCCGGAUGCGCAUUUUGUGGAACAGGUGGUUCCUGACCCGAGCCCGGAGGAGGGGCUGAUCAACCCGUGUGUGCUACAGGUCACGGUGUUCAAGUGUGGGGGUUUUACUCUCGGAGCUGCGAUACACCACUCGCUGUGUGAUGGACUCGGCGGGACUCAGUUCUUCAAUGCAAUGGCUGAGUUGGCUCGGGGGGCGAGUCGGCUGUCGGUUGAGCCGGUGUGGGAUAGGGCGAGCUUGUUGGGGCCCAGAGAGCCGCCCAGAGUUGAGGUUCCGAUCCAUGAGUUUUUGAGUUUGGAUAAGGAGUUUUUACCGUACAGCCAUGCCAGUCUUGGUCAGGUUGUGAGGGAGUGGUUUCAUGUAAGGGACGAGUGCUUGGACCUUAUAAAGACGAUGCUGUUUGAGCGGUCUGGGUUGCGAUUCACCACGUUUGAAGCUUUGGGUGCUUUCAUAUGGCGAGCCAAGGUUAAAGCCUCCGGGGUUCCAGGUGAAGAGAAUGUGAAGUUUGCAUAUUCAAUCAAUAUACGGAAACAGGUAAAGCCACCAUUACCUGUGGGUUAUUGGGGCAAUGGUUGCGUUGCAAUGUACGUGAAGCUUAGCGCCAAAGAGGUGGCAGAGAAACCCAUUUGGGAAACGGCGGAGCUGAUCAGAAAGAGCAAAAACAAUGCCACCGAUGAAUACGUUCGGUCGUUUAUUGACUUCCAGGAUCGUCAUUAUGGCGACGGGAUCACGGCAGGAAAAAGAGUGAGUGGAUUCACAGACUGGCGGCACUUGGGCCACUCAACGGUGGAUUUUGGCUGGGGUGGCCCUGUGACUGUUUUGCCGCUUUCAAAUAACCUUCUUGGAAGCGUUGAGCCUUGCUUUUUCUUGCCUUAUUCCUCGGCAAGUGCCGGUAGGAAGGAUGGUUUCAAGGUGUUGGUGACUUUAGAAGAGAGUGCGGUGCCUGCUUUCAGGGAAGAGAUGAGCAAGUUUAGCAGCCCAGAAUUUGGGUGGGCUUGAUGGCAAGUUCAUGUUGUGGUUGUAUUUUAUCGGGAAAAUACACCGACUCUGGAACUGACAUUCAAUUUGCAGUGUCUUGUUAAACUAAAGAUGACAUUAAUGUCCUCUUUCAAAUUAUCAAAAACAAAAAUUUGCAAUGUUA
Molecule: messenger RNA, 1523 nt
Organism: Alnus glutinosa
Lineage: Eukaryota; Viridiplantae; Streptophyta; Magnoliopsida; Fagales; Betulaceae
Product: spermidine sinapoyl-CoA acyltransferase
Exons: 2
Coding region: 29-1381 (450 amino acids)
Source: RefSeq, a predicted model, not a curated record